AUGAAAAGUGCUCGGAAACGCAAGCAUUCUUCAGUCGCUUCAGAAGAGAGAACAGCAUCGUUAGUGCUGACAGGAACAUCUCCAGAACAAGUGCUAGCAGGUACAGACACUCAAAAGAAACGUCAAAAGCAAUCACGCAUCUCUAUCUCUGUGAAGAAUGCCAAAAAGGGUGAAUCAUCUGCCAUUAGGAGGGAUCCAAACAUUAGUGGAGAAAGUCAGCCUCCUAGCGUAGACACUUCAACAGACUAUAAAUGUUCUAUUUGCCUGGAUUCAACUCGUAGAAAAAAAAUGAAGCCUCUUCCGUGUUCCCAUACAUUCCAUCAAAUAUGUAUUGAUACGUGGCUGAAAAUGAGCCGAAGAUGCCCUUUAUGUCGCCAAGCGACUGCUCCUCCUCAAAAUGUUCGAACUCGCUCAAGUAAUCAAAUGCAGAGCUUAGUGCAAUUACGAACUUUGCUUGGGAUGAGAUUUGGCUUAAUUCGUGGCGGCUUUUAUAUUAGCGAUGAUACAAUUUUUUAUCAUUCAUGA
Argiope bruennichi is the source of this 525-nucleotide messenger RNA. RefSeq lists its product as uncharacterized. The transcript has a single exon. Gene Ontology annotation, molecular function: transferase activity. The record is from RefSeq and is a predicted model, not a curated record. Gene Ontology annotation, biological process: protein ubiquitination. Bases 1 to 525 code for a protein of 174 amino acids. Lineage: Eukaryota; Metazoa; Arthropoda; Arachnida; Araneae; Araneidae.